AUGGUCUGCGCAACAGGGACCCCCGACUGGAGCAAUGUCACGCUCGCGACGUUCAACCAGACACUCCUCCGGAACCCAAUGCUGUGUACGUCGUGCACUUGUCCGCUCGUCAUCGAGGGCUACCAUCUCGGUUACAUCGCCUACUUCCCCUCGCUGGCUGGCAACGCCCUGUUUGCCGCCAUCUUUGGCCUCUGUCUGCUCCCGCAGAUCUACUACGGAAUCCGCUGCAAGACCUGGGGCUACUUGAUUGCCAUGGUGGGCGGACUCAUCCUCGAAGUCAUUGGGUAUAUCGCUCGCCUCUUGAUGAGGAACAACAUGUUCACCAACUCGUACUUUAUCAUGUAUCUCGUCUGCCUCACGAUUGGCCCGGCCUUUUUCACGGCAGGCAUCUACCUGACCCUGUCACGACUGAUUGUCAUCUACGCUCCCGAACGGGCGCGGUUCCGGCCGCAGGUGUACACGUACAUUUUCAUUGCGUUCGACCUGGUGGCGCUCAUCCUGCAGGCGGCCGGCGGCGCCGUCGCGUCCAUGGCGGAGCCCGGAUCGCCGUCGGUCCGGGCCGGCAUCAACACCAUGGUCGCCGGCGUGGCCUGGCAGGUCUUUGCGCUGCUCCUGUUUGCGCUGCUAAGCCUCGAGUUCUGGAUGCGCGUGCGCUCCCGCGGCGGUGUCCGGCCGGUCCCGCUGAACCCGGCCUUUGCGGAGCUGCGGGCGCGGCGGCCGUUUCAGCCGUUCUUCAUCCUGGCUGUUCUCCUGGCGGGUAUCCUCAUCUUUGUGCGCUCCGUCUUCCGGUGCGCCGAGCUGUCGGAGGGGUUCGGCGGUCCGUUGGCCAACGACGAGGUCACGUUCAUGGUGCUGGAGGCGACCAUGAUCGGCCUGGCGUGCAUUCUCCUGACGGCGUUUCACCCGGGCCUCAUCGUCGGCAAGGAGGCAUGGUCGGCCGCGAGCUGGAAGUCGGGGAAGCACGGGUCACGGGGCGAUGCGGAAAAGUCGGCGAGGGGUUCGUCCACUGAGAGGGAAUACGGGGCGUGA
Messenger RNA from Parathielavia appendiculata, 1029 nucleotides. Its product is annotated as RTA1-domain-containing protein. Gene Ontology annotation, cellular component: plasma membrane; fungal-type vacuole. The coding region runs from base 1 to 1029 and encodes 342 amino acids. Lineage: Eukaryota; Fungi; Ascomycota; Sordariomycetes; Sordariales; Chaetomiaceae. The record is from RefSeq and is a predicted model, not a curated record. The transcript has 2 exons.